ACAGUUGCCUUUUAACAUCCAACGAUUCAAAUGUCUUUUUAUACAUAUAAAAAACAUAUUAAGAAAAUAUAUGUUACAAAUAAUUAUUUAAAGACAAACACACACUUGAUUUAGAUUUUUUACACGAUUGUUAUGUAUUAUUUUUAACUUUAGGAAGCGCGAGGUUUAGGUCUGCCAGAGGGAAAUGGUGCCUUUGAAGCGGAGGAAAAUGGUUCACGCGGGUUCUUUGAACACUGAGACAAAUGUCUGUGGAGGAACAGAGCCAACCAAGUUCCCUCAGCUGGUUUUAUUCUUGUUGGAGAGGAAAAUGGGAGCCAGUCGGAGAGCUUUUCUCUCUCAGCUCGGACGGAGGAAAGGAUUUCAGGUGGACGACCUGUUCAGUGAAAAUGUGACACAUGUUAUCUGCGAGAACAACUCCGGAGAGGAAGUCAGGAUGUGGCUGGAGGCCCAGCAGCGCAGGCAGGGAGAGCUCCACCUGCUGGACGUCAGCUGGUAUACAGAGAGCAUGCGCCAUGGCUUCCCAGUGGAGAUUCACCACAGACAUAAAAUACAGGGUUUGCUUUUGUACCAGAAAACUACCAGAAAUUCCUAUCUGGAGUCUGAGGAUGGUCCGGGUCGCCCCGCCUCGAACAUCGACCGCUUUGAGAGAUGUCUGUCCAUCUUCAAGCUGUCCACCGGAGGAAACGCCGACCUGCAGGAAGCAGGCGAGGACGGCGGUCCGUCGGAGAAGGAUGGAGAGAGACGGUGGAGGGCCGUGAGAGUGGACCUGGUGGUCUCCCCCAUCAGUCAGUUCGCCUUCGCUCUCCUGGGCUGGACCGGAUCCAAGCUGUUUGAGAGGGAGCUGCGGCGGUGGGCGGGGCAUGAGAGGGGCAUGUCUCUGAGCAGCCACGCCCUGUACGACAACAAGCAGGGAAAGUAUCUGAGAGCUUCAUCAGAGGAGGAGAUAUUUGCUCAUCUCGGUCUGGAGUACGUUCCUCCAUCAGAGAGAAAUGCCUGAAGCAUCGAUGCAGACGGCCGAGCUGGAGGCUAAAUGUGGAGCGGUUCUGUUUUCAGGGUUCUGACUCCUUUUCUCUGUUUUAGUUUUUAUUUUUUUUUGUCUAGGUAGCAAAUUCUUCCGUUUAGGUCAGGGUCGAUAACCUGCGGCUUUUUAAUGCCACCCUUGCGGCUCCCUGGAGCUUUUUUUUUUUUUGAAAAAGUUUUUUUAAUAAUUUUUCCAAAUAAUACAGUGUGGUACGAAAGUACAUGUGUAUUUUUACACUUUAAAACAUAAAAUACAAAACCCAAGUAUGAGAGGUACAGGUUCCAGGCUUUGAGAGUUUGCAUCAUUAGUGGUACAGGUUUCCAACGUUUAGUGCUCCCUGGAGCUUUUAAAAAAAAUGGGAAAAAAAUGUAUUUUGUUUGUUUGUUUUAUUCCAAAAAAAAAAAAAAGCAAAUUAAAAACCAUCCCCUGGACUUUGUUUC
Molecule: messenger RNA, 1461 nt
Organism: Cyprinodon variegatus (sheepshead minnow)
Lineage: Eukaryota; Metazoa; Chordata; Actinopteri; Cyprinodontiformes; Cyprinodontidae
Gene: polm
Product: polymerase (DNA directed), mu
Exons: 5
Coding region: 185-997 (270 amino acids)
Biological process (GO): double-strand break repair via nonhomologous end joining
Cellular component (GO): nucleus
Molecular function (GO): DNA binding; DNA-directed DNA polymerase activity
Source: RefSeq, a predicted model, not a curated record